AUGUCCCGAUCCGCCGCGGACGCUACGCGGUUCACGGCCACGGGCCCCUACGCCAGCUCCAAGCCCAAUGGCGCGCCCUACGAACUCCCCAACUUCAUGAAGCCCCAGGCUAGCACGGGUCCGUCGCAGCCUAAGGCGCCGCAGACCGGCCCCGAUGGCAAGCCGGAGACUCCUAAGCAGAAGGUGGAACGAUUGCGGGCACAGGCUCGGGCGGCACGGAUGGCGCAGUCGUCAUCGGGCAUGGAUCGCUGGAUUGAAGCUGGACGACGGGUGGCCAACAGGGCACACAAGGGGAUGGUGUAUUCGCUGAUUAUUGCGUCGGGUGUCUGCGGUGUCCUUACAGCUUACUCGAUGGUCUCGCUGACCCUCUACAACCGCCGCCAACGCACCCUGUGGAUCGAAAGGGAAACCGAGAAAUUGAACCAGGCCCGCAUCGCGCAGGCCAACGGCACCGCUACCGCCGAACAGCUGGAGCUGGUUAAGCAGGAAGAGAUUGAGGAGAUCUUCAAGCGGAAGAAGGCGGAGGAGAAGGCACAAAGGCCGUGGGCCAAGGCGAAGCGAUUCCUGUUCGAGAAAAUGAAUCCCGAGGAUGCCGGUACAACCGCUACGUUGGCUUCCGCCGCAUCGACAUCAGUGGCCGGUGCCCAGCCCAGCGUUGUGGAUGCCGUCAAGGCGAAGCAGGCCUUCGAUGCUGCUGCUGCUAAGACCGGGAGCCCGAUGCCUGGGCAGUUGGAUGUGAUGGCCGAGAAUGCGGAGCGUGCUGCGAAGGAGACGACGCGCAGCUGGACCAGCUGGUUGACGGGGCGGUAG
This is a messenger RNA of Penicillium cinerascens, 810 nucleotides long. Its product is annotated as cytochrome c oxidase assembly protein COX14. The transcript is spliced from 2 exons. The record is from RefSeq and is a predicted model, not a curated record. Bases 1 to 810 code for a protein of 269 amino acids. Lineage: Eukaryota; Fungi; Ascomycota; Eurotiomycetes; Eurotiales; Aspergillaceae.